UAGAACUUGAUUUGAAUGACUGAACCCUUUCCUUUUUCUUUUGGUGCACUUAUGAAUUUUCAAUUGCAGGGCAAAGAGAUGAAGAUUAGCUUGGGAGAGAUGCAUUUCUCGUCAUUUGUUUACUCAUUCGCCUCCCUAGAGUCAAUACUCAAACAUGCUUUUGGGCUGAAAAAUAUAGACCUCUCCAAAACCCGGAACAUUGAGGAAGUUGGGAUUCGAGGUUUGCUGAUCAUGGAACACUGGUUUACUCAAGGAAAAUGUUCUGCCCAUUUUUUUAUGGAGCAGCUGGGUAAUAGCGCAGAUGCCAAGCUGUCAAUGGUCGAUGGCGUGAUAUACAAUGUAAGUUCAAAUCCUAAUGGUUUAAGCUUUUAGGAAAUUGCUUGUUCAACAUGGUGUCAGAGCUCUAUGAACCCAAAUCUGGUUGAAACUUUUAGGAAAAUUGGUUAUUGAA
Messenger RNA from Vitis riparia (riverbank grape), 451 nucleotides. RefSeq lists its product as uncharacterized. The record is from RefSeq and is a predicted model, not a curated record. The coding region runs from base 16 to 372 and encodes 118 amino acids. The transcript has 3 exons. NCBI's taxonomy places the organism in Eukaryota, Viridiplantae, Streptophyta, Magnoliopsida, Vitales, Vitaceae.